AUGUCAGAUACCUGUACCGAUAAUACGACGGAACUCUUUCCUCCGCUCACGAUUGCUCGCGGUAUUACAAGUCAAAGCCAUCCGUGGCGAUCGACAUUCGCUUCCCAGAAUGUCCCUUCAGCAACCAGAGCGAUCGUCAAGAACCGGUUCCUCGACCUCUAG
This is a messenger RNA of Fusarium mangiferae, 162 nucleotides long. RefSeq lists its product as uncharacterized. Lineage: Eukaryota; Fungi; Ascomycota; Sordariomycetes; Hypocreales; Nectriaceae. The record is from RefSeq and is a predicted model, not a curated record. The transcript is spliced from 3 exons. The coding region runs from base 1 to 162 and encodes 53 amino acids.